Molecule: messenger RNA, 3575 nt
Organism: Alligator sinensis (Chinese alligator)
Lineage: Eukaryota; Metazoa; Chordata; Crocodylia; Alligatoridae
Gene: SIK1
Product: salt inducible kinase 1
Exons: 13
Coding region: 1-2367 (788 amino acids)
Biological process (GO): microtubule cytoskeleton organization; intracellular signal transduction; protein phosphorylation
Cellular component (GO): cytoplasm
Molecular function (GO): ATP binding; tau-protein kinase activity; protein serine/threonine kinase activity
Source: RefSeq, a predicted model, not a curated record
AUGUCCGAGUACGGCCCGGCCGCGCCGCGCCCGCUCCGCGUCGGCUUCUACGACAUCGAGCGCACCCUGGGCAAAGGCAACUUCGCCGUGGUGAAGCUGGCCCGGCACCGGGUUACCAAGACGCAGGUUGCAAUAAAGAUUAUAGACAAAACGAGGUUAGACCCAAGCAACCUUGAGAAAAUUUAUAGAGAAGUUCAGAUAAUGAAGCUUUUGAAUCACCCUCACAUUAUCAAGCUUUAUCAGGUUAUGGAGACAAAGGACAUGCUUUAUAUUGUUACUGAAUUUGCAAAAAAUGGAGAAAUGUUUGAUCAUUUGACUUCCAAUGGGCAUUUAAGUGAAAGCGAAGCUCGGAAGAAGUUUUGGCAGAUCCUUUCAGCAGUGGAAUACUGUCACAGCCAUCACAUAGUGCACAGAGACCUCAAAACUGAGAACCUCCUCUUAGAUGCCAACAUGAACAUCAAGUUAGCAGACUUUGGGUUUGGAAACUUCUACAAAUCAGGAGAACCCCUCUCUACCUGGUGUGGAAGCCCACCUUAUGCAGCUCCAGAGGUUUUUGAAGGCAAGGAAUAUGAAGGCCCUCACCUUGAUAUCUGGAGCCUUGGUGUGGUGCUGUAUGUCCUCGUCUGUGGUUCUCUCCCUUUUGAUGGACCCAAUUUGCCAACCCUGAGACAAAGAGUGCUGGAGGGACGAUUCCGCAUCCCCUACUUCAUGUCCCAAGACUGUGAAACACUAAUUCGACGGAUGCUGGUUGUGGACCCAACCAAACGAAUCACCAUUGCCCAGAUAAAGCAGCACAAGUGGAUGCAAGCAGACCCUUCUCUUCAGCAGCAGCAGUCUUUGACCUUCUCCAUGCAGAACUACAACUCCAAUCUGGGGGACUAUAAUGAGCAGGUUCUUGGAAUCAUGCAGGCUCUUGGCAUUGACAGACAGAGAACAGUUGAGUCACUACAAAACAGCAGUUACAACCAUUUUGCUGCAAUUUAUUACCUUCUCUUGGAGCGCCUCAAGGAGUACCGAAGCAGCCAGGUGUCAAAUCGUCCAGCGACUGGCCGUCAGCAAAGGCCAAGGAGCUCGGAGCUCAGCAACUUUGAAAUGCCUCAGGACAGUCUUGCAAGUGAAUCCCUGAGAUCAUCUCUGCUUUACCAGCAACCUCAGAACCUGAUUCAGUCAUCCUUGCAGGGAGAAAUGGAUUGUGACAUGAACAAUCCAUUACAGCCAGUGUUCUUUCCUGUAGAUCCCAGCUUCAGUGGUUUGUUCAGGAAUUGCUCCAUCUCUCCCAACAGCCUUCUGGAAACCACCAUUAGUGAGGAAGUGAGACAGGAGAAAGACCUGGAGGAGGAGAUUAAGGCUUACAACCCCCUUCAUAUUCCCAACAACACCAGCAGGAGGCACACGCUAGCUGAAGUCACUACUCAUUUCUACCAACAUACCCCUCCAUGUAUAGUCAUUUCUUCUUCAGCAAGCCCUACAGAGGGAACGAAUUCAGACAGCUGCCUACCUUCAUCUUCAAAUGAGGGCACGGUGGCUCUGAGCAGCUGUUUGGCAGAUCAAGUAAUGACAGGUAACCCAGCCACAGCUAGGAUGACAUCGCCAUUUCUGACUUCUCAGUCUGAUACUCCAGUGUUGCAAGCUCAGGGCUGUAUGGGAGGUGCUGCUUUGCUGCCUGUCAGCUUCCAGGAAGGAAGGCGAGCAUCUGAUACCUCAUUAACUCAAGGCUUGAAAGCAUUUAGACAGCAGUUACGGAAGAGUGCUAGAGCCAAAGGCUUCCUUGGUCUGAAUAAAAUCAAAGGCUUUGCUCGUCAGGUCUGUCAAUCCUCAUCAGCUCGGGCAGCACGAAAUGGCAUGAGCCCUUUCCAGCAUUCACAGCAGAACACCUGCAUGUACAGCAGUGGGGGAAGCAGCCGAGAGAGCAGAAGCCUUCUCGAAGAGGUGCUCCAACAGCAGAGAAUGCUCCAGUUGCAGCAUCAUCAGCUGAUCCAGCCAGCUUGUCACCAGCCUGCUCAGGUGUCUGCAGCGCAUUGUGUUCCCUCCUCUGACAAUUCUAGCACCUGCAAAACAUCCAAUUCCCUUUUGCUAUCAGAGCUUCAAAGGGAGAACUCCCUCGAACUGGCCUUUGGUGGCAACCAUCAGCUGCUCCAACCUCACCUCUUUGGGCUCAGUGUCUCACCAGUGUCUUCAGCUGCUCACCUUUUAGACACCCACCUGUUUAUCAGCAGCAAUGUCUCUCCAAUCGCCACAACCUUCUCCCACCCACAGAGUUUCUCUGUGCAGUCUGCAGGUUAUGAUGCAGUCGCACUGCAGCACGCGGACUGUGAAAUGGAGGACCUCACUUCAAACCAGCUGGGGAAAUUUGUCUUGGUUAAAUGAGAGUUUCAGCUACUACGGAGCUCACCUCUCUUUUGCAAAAGACUUACACCAUUGUUCCACGGCUAGCUGGCAUUGUGUGAAGGAUUGACUCUCAGAAGCAAUAAAUUUUGAAGUAUGUGAAGAAGCUGUCUCAGAAAGCUAAGAACUUUAUAGAACUUGAAACAAGCAAUAUGUAUGUCUUUUGGCUUCUACUAUUCUUGCACUGAACAAAUAUGAAUAGAAACUGAAAGAAACAAAACAUUUUUUGAAGAAAAAUAAUGAUAGGGGUUAGGGUGGGACGUGUGGGGGUGGGGCGGCAUGUAGCUGGGGAAGAACUCUUUGGUACUGUAUUCAAGUCAGACCAACACAGCUUUGCUUUUAUGCAGGACAGCUGUCAGUUGUGGUGACGUAACAGGGAGAGGCUUUUCAAAGAAGGGACCAGAGCCUCCCCUUUUCACAAUAUUUGUUUAUGGGUUUGUGAAGAUGAUUACCUCUUUAAAAAAAAAUAGUGUCAUGCAACAUUAUGCAGUGAUAGGAGGGAAGAAUGGAAGCAUUACCAUUUAUUUUUAUGAAGUUGAUGCUCAUUUUACUUUAACAGAACCAACAACUCCCACUCCCCAAAAACACAUGCUUUAAAUGAAAACUGUGAAAUUCUUGCUUGAUAUAUUGGCUGGGAGAGCUAAAAUAUUAUAAUUGUUAGCAAAGAAGCAAUUAAUCUCUUGGAAAUGUAUCCCCUGAUAUCAGGAUCCAGAUUGCAUAGUGUCUGGGGGUAUUUUCGUUGUUUGUUCUAAAUCUUUAGUAAUGUCUGUUUUUGUCUUGUGCUCUCUCUCUUCCCUCUUUUCUUCUCCCACCCCACCCUUUUUUUUUUUUUAAAUAAUAUUUUCUCAUGUUCCUGCAAAGGUAUUGGGGAUGGAAACAGUUGUAUUAGUGGGACAAAGGGGAUGGUUUUUGCUUUACCCCCUGCCUCCCACUCUCACCCCAGGGGUUGCCUUUGAAGUUGCCUGAGGGGUAUUUCUUAGUGCUGCAUAUUUUAUUUGCGCUGCUAAUUAAGUUUGUAUGCAUUUCAUUAUCAGGGUCCAAAUAGAACUGACUCUUGGGGAAACGUGCAAUAUUGAGGUUAUAAUCCUGUACUGACAAAGACAAAAGGAAUAGGCUAGAACAGAAUUUUACUCUAAAUGAGUACAGCUAUUUCUGAAAAAAACUGUAUUAAACUGAGUGAAACAGCACAA